Impatiens glandulifera is the source of this 503-nucleotide messenger RNA. RefSeq names its product non-specific lipid transfer protein GPI-anchored 5-like. Gene Ontology annotation, molecular function: lipid binding. The record is from RefSeq and is a predicted model, not a curated record. Gene Ontology annotation, biological process: lipid transport. The transcript is spliced from 3 exons. Lineage: Eukaryota; Viridiplantae; Streptophyta; Magnoliopsida; Ericales; Balsaminaceae. Bases 6 to 503 code for a protein of 165 amino acids.
CGCAAAUGGCAAUUCAGAGAAUUGAGAUGAUUUUCGUGGUGUCGGCUAUGCUUUGUAUAACAGGAGUCAUAGCUCAGUCUUCGAGCUGCACAACUGUCCUGAUUAGCUUGUCACCGUGCCUUAACUACCUCUCAAAGAACUCUUCGACUCCUUCUUCAAGCUGCUGCUCUCAGCUUGGAACCGUUGUUCGAUCAUCACCACAGUGUCUUUGUGAGGCACUCAACAGCGGUGGCUCCUCUUCCGGGCUUAACAUUGAUCAAACGCGAGCAAUUGCACUUCCGGGAGCUUGUAAUGUUCAAACUCCGCCCUUAAGCAGCUGCAAUGUUGGUUCACCAGCAAAUUCUCCAGCAGGAUCUCCAGGAAAUCAAAACAGAGUCCCUUCAGAUUCUGGGUCCAAAACUACACCUUCAACUAACAAUGGCCCUUCUUCAAAGAUGGCAAUCUCCCUGCUCUUUGUAGCCAUUUGUAUUGCUUAUUUCGGAUCCAGUGUAUCACUAUUUUGA